AUGGGAGACACUGCAGGGAAAAGAACGCCAUUAAUGAAUCUUAAGGUUCAACUGGCGAUGAGAGUGCUAACCAUCGGCGCAGCACUGGCCUCCAUGGCGCUCAUGAUCACUAACCGCGAAGUCGCCUCUGUUUAUGGCAUUGCUUUUGAGGCUAAAUACAGCGACUCAUCUGCUUUUAGGUACUUGGUGGACGCAUAUAUAGCUAUCGCCGCCGUGACAGUGUUUACGCUCGCAUGGGCUUGUUUGGCUGUCCGUAGUGGAGGACUUAUUUUUGCACUCUUCUUCGUUGAUUUGCUUACAACGUUGACGGCGAUAUCGGCAUUCUCUGCGUCCAUGUCUGAGGGUUUCAUAGGAAAGUAUGGCAAUACACACGCCGGUUGGCUUCCGAUAUGCGGUUAUGUCCAUAACUAUUGUAACCGUGUUACUCUCUCACUCGCUUUGUCCUUCGUCUGUUUUCUCCUCUUGUUCGUCCUUACAAUCUUGACUGCCUCGGCUGCUCGUCGUUCCUGA
Eruca vesicaria subsp. sativa (arugula) is the source of this 510-nucleotide messenger RNA. NCBI's taxonomy places the organism in Eukaryota, Viridiplantae, Streptophyta, Magnoliopsida, Brassicales, Brassicaceae. The record is from the annotation of a GenBank genome assembly.